AUGGAAGAGCCUGUUGUUCGCACCGCGCCCUACCCGGCACCGUCGAGCAAGGUGUUGGGAACGGUCAACGGCAUCCCCACGGAGGUGGAAGUCAUCUCGUUCACAGACAAGAUCAUGGUCCUGAUCUCCCAGGGCGGCCGGUUGGCACAAUGGAUCGAGGUGCCUCUCUCAGCACCCUCGGCAGCAUCGGUGGAUGCGGCCCUGCCGGCUGGGCUCCGGGGCAGCAGCGGACCCGACCUGCUGCCGUCGACGCACCUGACGCCCAAGACGCUCUUCGGGGCUGGCGGCCAGGCACGGGAAACGUUUGGACAGCUGGUGGCGGCACAGGUAGGCAGCCUGCUGGCACUGCGGGACGCGACCGACAGCCGGACGGUGGUCGUCGGGCUGGGGCUGGAGCCUGAUCAGGACGUCGGGCAGGGUGGCGGCGGCGACAGCUCGCAGGCGCAGGCAAUCUACUUUGACAUUGUCGAGCUGGUGCAGAAGGUGCUGUGA
Grosmannia clavigera kw1407 is the source of this 492-nucleotide messenger RNA. RefSeq lists its product as uncharacterized. The transcript is spliced from 2 exons. NCBI's taxonomy places the organism in Eukaryota, Fungi, Ascomycota, Sordariomycetes, Ophiostomatales, Ophiostomataceae. Gene Ontology annotation, biological process: proteasome assembly. The record is from RefSeq and is a predicted model, not a curated record. Bases 1 to 492 code for a protein of 163 amino acids.